CCACAUCCACGUUGGUUAACUGAAGUGCAUUGAACAUUAAGAUUAAUGCAAACAUUUAGUUAUUGCAGAGCUUAACUAAACAUGACAACCACAACGUACAGAGCAAAUCGUAAGAGUCACUUUUAAUGCCCGCUCUGAGCCGUGUUUGUGUUCGGAUGACGGCGCAGGUAGACUACCUGGUGGUGGCUUUCACCGCCACAUCUGGCGCGAGCGGAGAGCUGUUGGGGUCAGACGAGAAGGAGCUCGUGCAGUUGGUUUGGCAGCUGGUGGAUGUAAAGAACAAAACGUUGGGCAAGGUGAAUGAGCUCCUCAUUAAGCCUGAGCCCUUAGACUCCACAGAGGAGAAGGAAGAGGAGGAGGAUGUGGUGGAGGAAAGCGUGGAGGAGGAGAGUGGAUCCAAAGCAGACUGUGUCACAACAGCGACAAGUCUUGAGGCGGCUUUAAACCUGUUUCAUCUACAUCUGACAAACGAAGUGAACAGCGCGGGCGCAGGCACGUCGGUGUGUUUGUGUACAGACGGGCAGCUCCACAUCCGCCAAGUGAUUCACCCCGAGGCCGCGAGCAAGAACAUCCUGGUCCCGGAGUGCUUCUACUCAUUCUUUGACCUUCGGAAGGAGUUCAAGAGGCACUUCCCCACGUCCGACCUCAAGGCUCUGAAUGUACACAUCAUGGCAGAGUCUCUCAGUCUACCUGCUGAUGUCCCCAACAUGUGGGAUCCCUCAGCCCCACUGGAUCCGACAACCCCACUGCCUCCUGUAAUCGGAGUGCAGCAGGUCCAGGCUAUGGCCAGCAUUGUCCUCGCCCUGCUUUCUGAGCCAUUCAGUCACACAUUUUCCAACCAGGAGAGAGUCAGUGAGAAGUUUGAGACUGGCACUUGCAGUAAGAUGGAGAAAGUGUGCGACAACACCGUGAUCAGAGCCAGAGGGCUGCCAUGGCAGUCUUCUGACCAGGACAUCGCUCGAUUCUUCAGAGGACUCAACAUCGCAAAAGGAGGGGCUGCGUUGUGCCUUAAUGCUCAGGGGAGGAGGAAUGGAGAGGCUCUUGUUCGUUUUGUCAGCGAGGAGCACAGAGACCUGGCACUGCAGAGACACAAACACCACAUGGGCAACAGAUACAUAGAGGUUUACAAAGCAACAGGAGAGGACUUCCUGAAGAUAGCAGGAGGUACCUCCAAUGAGGUAGCAAUGUUCCUGUCCCGUGAGGACCAGAUCAUAGUGAGGAUGCGAGGUCUUCCUUUCACCGCCACACACGAGCAGGUGCUCAGUUUCUUUUCUCCGGGGGAGGGCCUUAAAGAGACAUGUCCUGUCAGCGGAGGGAAGGACGGCAUCCUAUUUGUCCGCUAUCCAGACGGACGUCCCACUGGCGAUGCCUUUGUUUUAUUUGCCUGCGAGGAACACGCCCAGUGUGCUCUGAGGAAACACAAGGAAAUCCUGGGGAGGAGAUACAUUGAGCUGUUUAAAAGCACCGCAGCAGAGGUCCAACAGGUGUUGAACCGGUACUCGUCAGCGCCUCUGAUCCCCGUGGCCCCUGCCCCCUUGGUGUCGGUGCUGCCGACGGUCUCUCUCCUGCCCCCUCCUGGUGGUAUGAGGGACUGCCUGCGGCUGAGGGGACUGCCAUACACAGCGAGCAUAGAAGAUAUCCUCACCUUCUUGGGCGAGUUUACACACGAUAUCAGACCACAUGGCGUGCACAUGGUCCUCAACCAGCAGGGUCGUCCUUCAGGUGACUGCUUCAUCCAGAUGACCUCAGCAGAGCGAGCUAUUCAGGCCUCGCAGCGGCUCCACAAACAAGUGAUGUCCAGCCAGCGUGGGUCCAACAGCCGCUACGUGGAGGUGUUCCCCUGCAGCGCCGAGGAGAUGGGCCUGGUGCUGAUGGGAGGCUCGCUCUCACACACACAUACACACGCACACACCCGGACCAGGAGUGGGACAGGGCUCAGCCCGCCGCCAUGUAAGUCAAGACGUUUGUCUCCUCCGUCCUACUCCUUCACCCCGGCUCCACCUGUCCUGUCCACUGAGGCUGCUGCUGCCCUUUACCCUCCCAUGGGUCAGAUGUUGCUGAGCCCGCGCCCUCUGCCCCCAGCACACGCCUUCUACCCCCCUUCAGCUCAGCUGUACAUGAACUACACAGCGUACUACCCGAGUCCUCCUGGCUCACCUACCACUCUAGGUUUCUUCCCCUCCCCCUCAUCCCUCUCUUCCCCAGGGGGGUUGGUGCGCAUGCCAGGCCUGACCUACAACAGCAACGGAGUCAAAGACCUCAUUAAUGCCAUGCAGGGAUACCAGUAUGCACCCGAGGAUGCUCUCAUGCACACUCACGGGCAUGUGCAUGCUCACGACCCGGCUGGGACAUUACUUACGCAGCCCAAAGAAUGGAGUCCCGCGGAGUCCGUUUCUCUCCUGAGCAGCAGUCUGAUUGGUCAGUCCAGUGGAGGCGACGCUCCUCUCAUGUCCCUCCCCGCUCUCAUGACCAAGCCGGCAGCAGGGCAAUACCUGGACCUGACCCUGCUGUAGGGUCACAAAUAUACAAAAGUCAUGUGACAAUUGGAUACAUGUCAGCAACUUGUUAAUGUAUUGUUAGUUUUUUUUUUUUUUUAAAUAGUCUUUUAGAUGUGUUAUUUAUAUCUAUAAGAACAGAAAUUUAUGUAUUUUAUACCAAAAUCAUUGUGGCCUUAGCCAAAAAAUAGCAGUUUUGUCUUAUAUUGCACAGUUUUAAAAGCUCUAUAGAGAUUUUUUUGAACAUGUUAUGAUAUUAUAAUCACUAAUAUGACUUAGUAAAAACUGAGAUAAAUCUUUUCCUUAAGCUUCUCUGUGAAGAGUGAAAGAGUGUGCGAGUGUGUUUUAGUGUGAAAGAGAUGAAAAUGAGUAUUAUGCAUGGCUGUGUUGAUACGUCUUAUCACUUAAUCUGUUUAUGCAAUGCAUUUUAUAUGUUUAUAUACAAUUUGACACAGAUACAGUGAUUGUAUUUGAAGCUUUAGUGCAUGAAGAAGUUACUAGUUAAACUGUUAAGAUGUUUACAUAAUGCCAAAUAUCAAUGCACUGCUAAUCAAUAAGACUACUAAUUAAUAUAAUAGCAGUAUCUCUGAAUGAUGACAUAUGUUACACUGUGAGUUUGUCAAACAGUCUGAUCCUCGCAUCAGGCUUCACUUACACAUCUCACACCAAAGCCCCUGUUUCCAUGUUGCGUAAUGCCAAUGUUGUCUUGCCUUUUGUUUUGGACUCGCGUCUGAACAGAAGACCGUCCCAGUUCUCUGUAACCUAACCAAGAGGACUCAUGUCACUAGCUCUCAGCUUACCAAGUGAAUCUCAGGAGCCAGAGGUGGUUUCUGACAGAUUUUAUUACGUUUUACUCAAAUAGGUCCGCUAAGAUUUAUCAGUCCAUCACACUUUCCUUGUCUUCUCUGCUCCAUCUAUGUACGCCGUUUGCACAGUGGAAAGGAGCAAACAUCAGGAAAAUCCCUUUUUUUUUAACCAAAUCAUUUAAAGAGUAGAUGGAAAGUUGAGAAGGAAAGGAAAUAAUGAAGGACGUGUAUCUUGUGAAUAUAAUUGCCGUUUGUGCCCUGCAAAGUUGCCAUUCGGACGUCCCACAGUAGUACUUCCUGCUCAUGACGUCCUGCUGUGACAAUGCUGAAAAAAACUAAAAACAAUAAAGAAAACAUGUGAAGUCUGCCA
Messenger RNA from Acanthopagrus latus (yellowfin seabream), 3671 nucleotides. It is a transcript of the gene esrp1, whose product is annotated as epithelial splicing regulatory protein 1. Bases 126 to 2513 code for a protein of 795 amino acids. The transcript has 17 exons. NCBI's taxonomy places the organism in Eukaryota, Metazoa, Chordata, Actinopteri, Spariformes, Sparidae. Gene Ontology annotation, molecular function: RNA binding. Gene Ontology annotation, cellular component: ribonucleoprotein complex. The record is from RefSeq and is a predicted model, not a curated record.